Molecule: messenger RNA, 1274 nt
Organism: Macadamia integrifolia
Lineage: Eukaryota; Viridiplantae; Streptophyta; Magnoliopsida; Proteales; Proteaceae
Exons: 3
Coding region: 313-942 (209 amino acids)
Source: RefSeq, a predicted model, not a curated record
AGUAGAGUCACUAGUCAGAUCAGAGAGUCAGAGUUACUCUGGAGCAGUAAGUAGUGGUAGAAAGUGUAGAAGUAGGAGUUUCUAAAUUUCUAGGGAAUACUGAUAAGGCUUUUGCGUUAGCAGCGAGGGACAUCCGUCAUCCUCCUCUGUGUGGACUGUGGACUGUGGACCGCCGCCCCACUUGCUCUGUCCUCUUCUACUCCUGUCCCGUGUGUUGUUGAUAACUUCUUUCUGCAACCCAAGAUUCUGAUUUCCCUUAUUGAGAAAACCCUUCUUCUUCCUUCUCUUUGGUUUGUUUCUGUAUUAUUGGAGAUGGGGAAUUGCCAGGCGGUAGAUACGGCGACGUUGGUGAUACAGCAUCCAAGUGGGAAGGUGGAGAGGUUGUUUUGGCCGGUGAGCGCCAGUGAGAUCAUGAGAACUAACCCAGGUCAUCAUGUUGCUCUGGUUCUCACCUUCUCCCUACCUCCUCCUCCUCCUCCUCCUCCUCCUCACUCCUCCUCUGACAAGGAGAAGGACAAGCAAACACCUCACCUCCACAACCACCACCAGCAGGAGCAGCCCAUCAACAGCAACAAUGAGGUUCGGAUCACCCGCGUUAAAGUACUCCGCCCAACCGAUACUCUGGUUCUUGGUCAAGCUUACCGUCUCGUCUCUUCCCAAGAGGUUAUGAAAGGGUUGUGGGCGAGGAAGUAUGCGAAGAUGAAGAAGGACCGCAAUACCCAAUCAAUCGAAAAGCCCCCCAGGCCAAGGCCAAAGCAACAGGAUUCUUCACCAUGUGAGACUGAGACUGAAUCAAUAAACCCCAACUUAGACAAUCCCAAUCAGCCUCACGUGGCAAAACAGGAGAGAAAUCGACCAAGAACCGCUUCAGCACCCUCAGCUUCAACCAGGUCAAGACACUGGCGCCCCUCGUUACAGAGCAUCUCUGAGGCCGGAAGCUGAAAGCUAAUGAUGAUGUUGAUGAUGUUGCUUCGAAGUCUUUCUCCCUUCAUCUGAAAAGAUUGCGGUCGGAAAACAGAGCCAUGGACUGCCCUCAACCCAUAUGGGUUCUUGCUAUAUAGAUGGACUCUGUCAAAGCUUGGAAAUAAAAGCAGUGUUAUCUGUGGAGAUGGGUAAUUGGUAAGCUUACUGAGUGAUCCCAAAUCCACCUUCUAGAACACCUUGCAGAUCUAAAAUUGAUGCGAGGGCAGCAAUACAGACCCUUCUGUAUAGCUAAGAAGAAGAGCCUUGCCAUCCAAAUUCCUGGAAACUAAUGAAUUUAGAUUUUGUCUUGA